Molecule: messenger RNA, 2136 nt
Organism: Corvus hawaiiensis (hawaiian crow)
Lineage: Eukaryota; Metazoa; Chordata; Aves; Passeriformes; Corvidae
Gene: CIAO1
Product: cytosolic iron-sulfur assembly component 1
Biological process (GO): iron-sulfur cluster assembly
Cellular component (GO): cytosolic [4Fe-4S] assembly targeting complex
Molecular function (GO): protein binding
Source: RefSeq, a predicted model, not a curated record
CGCGGGCGGUUCCGGUUCCGGCUCCGGUGCCGCCGCGGUGCCGCCAUGCCCGAGGCGCUGGCGCUGCUGGGCCGGGUCCCCGCGCACCCCGAGUCGCGCUGCUGGGCCCUGGCCUGGAGCCCCGGCGGGGCCCUGCUCGCGUCCUGCGGCGGAGACCGCACCGUGCGCGUGUGGGGCCGCGACGGCUCGGGCUGGGCGUGCCGGGCGGUGCUGGCCGACGGGCACCAGCGCACCGUGCGCAGGGUGGCCUGGUCGCCCUGUGGCCACUACCUGGCCUCGGCCAGCUUCGAUGGCACCACGUGCGUGAAGCGCCAGGACGGCGCCUUCGAGGUGGUGGCCACUCUGGAGGGCCACGAGAACGAGGUGAAGGCGGUGGCCUGCCCCUCGGGGUCACUGCUGGCCACCUGCAGCCGCGACAAGAGCGUCUGGGUGUGGGAAGUGGACGAAGAGGAGGAGUACGAGUGCGUCAGCGUCCUCAACGCCCACACGCAGGACGUCAAGCACGUGGUGUGGCACCCCAGCAGGAGCUGCCCCCACUGCAGACUCCUGGCCAGUGCCAGCUACGACGACACGGUGCGGCUGUACCGGGAGGAGGAGGACGACUGGGUGUGCUGUGCCACCCUGGAGGGGCACGAGUCCACCGUGUGGGCAGUGGCCUGGGAGCGCUCCGCCGGCCAGCGCCUGGUGUCCUGCAGCGAUGACCGGACCCUGCGCGUGUGGCAGCGCUUCGAGGAGGGCAACGAGGAGGGCGUGCCGUGCAGCCGCUCCGAGCCCAGCUGGAAAUGCGUCUGCACCCUGUCAGGGUACCACGGGCGCACCAUCUACGACGUGGCUGGUCAGUGCCACCUGACGGGCGCGGUGGCCACGGCGUGCGGCGACGACGCCGUGCGGGUGUUCGAGGAGGUGACCCCGGCGUCCCCGGGGUGCCCGGUCACCUUCAGCCUGGCCGCCCACGUGCCGCGGGCGCACGCCCAGGACGUCAACGGCGUGGCCUGGCACCCGCGGGAGCCGGGGCUGCUGGCGUCCUGCGGGGACGACGGCGACAUCGCCUUCUGGCGCUACCAGCGGGCCCGAGGGGGCUCUGAGGGCACCUCCAGGAUGAUCCAGUGGCCUCCAGGAGCCUCUCGUGGCCUCCAGGAUGACCCAGUGGCCUCCAGGAUGAUCCAGUGGCCUCCAGGACUUCUCGGUGGCAUCCAAGACCCCUCCCAUGCUUGCCAAGACCACCCGGUGUGCUCCGGGACCUGCUCGUGUUCCCCAGGACCCUCCCAGCGUCCUCCAGGACAUCUCAGUGUCCUCCCAGUGUCCCCCAGGACCAUCUCAGUGUCCCCCGGGACCCUUUUUGUGGCCUCCAGGACCCUCCCAUGUCCUCCGGGACCCCCCCAGUGUCCCCAAGACCUUCCCAGUGUCACCCAGGACCCUCCCAGUGUCCUCCGGGACCCUCCCAGUGUCCCCAGGACCCUUUUUGUGGCCUCCAGGACCCCCCAGGUGUCCCCCAGCCUCCCCUCCCUCCCCAUUCGGAUGCUGCGGGUCGGGAUCAUCGGGAUCAUUGGGAUCAUCAGGAUCAGGGUCAGGGCGGGUUUGGGAUCCCCAAAUGGAUCCAGGUGGGACUUUGUGCCCCAAAUAAAUCCAGCGAUUUCUGGGAAAAUCCUCGGCUCUUCCCUUCCCCAGGGGUUUGGGGUCGGCUGGAACCCCAAGGGCCUGAAGGAGUUUGGGGUGCAGGAAUUUGGGAUCCAAAUGUUUGGGGUCUGGGAGUCUGGGAUCCGGGAGUUUGGGAUAUGGGAGUUCGGGAUCCGGGAGUUUGGGGUCCAAAUGUUUGGGAUCCAGGAAUUUGGCAUCCAGGAGCCAAGUUCGGGAUCAAAAAGUAUUUGGGAUCCAGAAGUUUGGGGUCCAGGAAUUUGGGAUCCAGGAAUGAAGGAUCCAAAUGUUUGGGAUCCAGGAGUUCAGGGUCCGGGAGUUGGGAUCCGGGAAUUCGGGGCCCCUUUCCUCCCCACAGCACCGAGGCCGAGUCGGAUCCAAAGUUUAUUCCAACCUAAAAAAAGCUCUGUACAAAACAUCCCCGAAAGCCAACGGGAACGCGGGAGGGGGGACUGGGGGCAUUUUAUGGGAUUUUCAGGGGGUUUUAUGGGAUUUUUAUAG